AACUGCUAUUUUUUCUUUCUUUCUCUGUUCUGCAUGCUCUGCUUCACUCAGAAACAGAGCAUGGCUUCUCUCACAUUCUCGUUCUCCCUCUUCUUCAUGCUUACUACAUUCUAUGCUUCAUCAUCAGAAGCGGGUUCUAUCGGAAUUAACUACGGAAGAGUGGCGAACGACCUACCUACCCCGGCGAAGGUGGUGGAGCUUCUGAAGACUCAGGGUCUGAACCGUGUGAAGCUCUACGACACCGACGCCACCGUGCUAAACGCGUUUGCCAACUCGGGCAUCAAGGUGGUGGUUGCCAUGCCAAACGAGCUUCUCUCAAACGCCGCCGCGGAUCAAUCCUUCACCGACGCAUGGGUCCAAGCAAACAUCUCAAAAUACUACCCAGCCACCCAAAUCGAAGCCAUAGCCGUGGGAAACGAAGUGUUCGUUGACCCAAACAACACCACAAAGUUCCUCGUACCUGCCAUGAACAACGUCCACGCUUCACUCUCCAAGUACAACCUCGACAGCAACAUCAAAAUCUCGUCACCAAUCGCACUCUCCGCUCUUCAAACCUCAUACCCAACCUCGUCCGGUGCGUUCAAAACCGAACUGGUCGAACAGGUUAUAAAACCGAUGCUGGAUUUCCUUCGCAAAACCGGGUCAUACCUCAUGGUUAACGCGUACCCGUUCUUCGCGUAUUCGGCAAACUCCGACACGAUCGCGUUGAACUACGCGCUCUUCAAGGAUAACCCUGGGGUCGUUGAUUCGGGUAACGGCUUGCGAUACACGAACCUCUUCGACGCUCAAGUCGACGCCGUUUUUGCUGCCAUGUCAGCACUUCAAUACGACGACGUCAAGAUCGAGGUUUCGGAGACGGGUUGGCCCUCCGCUGGGGACUCUAACGAGAUUGGAGCUGGCCCAGACAAUGCGGCGUCGUAUAACGGAAACUUGGUUCGGCGCGUGUUGGGUGGGAGUGGAACCCCCUUGAGGCCCAAGGAUCCACUUAACGUUUUUUUGUUCGCGCUCUUCAACGAGAACCAGAAACAAGGCCCAACAUCGGAGAGAAACUAUGGGCUUUUCUAUCCAAGUGAACAGAAGGUUUAUGAUAUUCCGUUGACGGUUAAGGAGGUUAAUGAAGCGCCUUCAAACAGCGUGUCGAAGAGUGAGGUUCCGGUGUCGACGACGUCGUUUCGGGGCCAGACGUGGUGCGUGGCGAACGGUGCUUCUUCGGUUGAGAAGCUGGCGAACGCUCUUAAUUACGCAUGUGGGGAAGGUGGUGCUGAUUGCACUCCAAUUCAACCGGAUGCCACGUGUUACAAUCCCAACACGUUGGAGGCUCACGCUUCCUACGCUUUCAACAGUUACUAUCAGAAGAAGUCACGUGCAACUGGCACGUGCGAUUUUGGUGGGACUGCUUAUGUCGUCACUCAACCUCCCAAGUAUGGGAACUGCGAAUUCCCCACAGGAUACUGAAUGGACGGAGAUGGAGUGGGUUAGGUGAAAACCUAUAUUUGGAUUUUUCAGAUGGAUUCGGUGCAGAUUUUAUCCUUUUACUCUUCCUUGGUAGCACGCUUAUGUAGGCUUCGAGACACGUGCCAUGCUUUUAUUGUUUUCUUUCGAUUUAUUUAUAAUAAAUAUAUUUAUGAGUAGCUUGGAAGAUUACUUUCACUCAUUUCUUUGUAAUUAUCCCUAUUUAUUUUUUAAUUAAUAUAUACAAUACAUUUCUUACCAUCCUUUGUUUCUUCUGUGUUUUAUUCGAAGCUCGAUUUCUUUUUAUUCUCUUUAAAAUAUUUUCAUUUUGUUGCUUUGCGAGAUAAUGUGACAAAUUACAACUAGAAUCUUUAU
Molecule: messenger RNA, 1827 nt
Organism: Abrus precatorius (Indian licorice)
Lineage: Eukaryota; Viridiplantae; Streptophyta; Magnoliopsida; Fabales; Fabaceae
Product: glucan endo-1,3-beta-glucosidase 12
Exons: 3
Coding region: 34-1455 (473 amino acids)
Biological process (GO): carbohydrate metabolic process
Cellular component (GO): plasma membrane
Molecular function (GO): hydrolase activity, hydrolyzing O-glycosyl compounds
Source: RefSeq, a predicted model, not a curated record